CUUUUGAUGUCAAAGUUGUCGUGUUGGAGAAUAAAAUCAAUGUGAAAUAAACGUGGAAUUAUUUAUUUAAUUUAAAAUUAAUAAUCAUAAUAAAAAUAUUUUUUAAGUGUACAAAUUAAAUCAAUAUAAAUAUGCCUAACAUCGAGGGUUUGUCCCUUACCGAACUGUAUACGUCGGAGAAAAAAGGUAACGACGAAACAGGAGAUGGGACACGAGAAAAACCAUUUAAAACUAUUCUUCAGGCGAUGCGCCAUGCAGGAAAAGAGCCCUUCCCAGCUAUUUACGUAGAUAGCAAAGAUGAGCAUACCGAAUACGAUAUCGCCGCUAAAUCCCAACUGAAAAAAAUACAAAAGAUUUGGGUAAGAGAAAACUAUAAAGCCGCUGACAAAGCUAAAACAGAAGAAGAAAGUCAAGAAAAGAGGCUUCAAAAUUUAGAAGAAGCGAAAAAAAUCGUGAUUACAAAAGAUGAAUCGCUUCCAGAGCCGAAAAUAGUGAAAAUAGUUGAAGCUGGUGAGCAUCGUGGUGAACGUCUGUGCAUCAAAGGCUGGGUACACCGCUUGAGGAGACAAGGUCGUGCCUUAGCCUUCCUGUCUCUGCGAGAUGGCACUGGGUUCCUGCAAUGUAUACUCCAAGGUGUUCUUUGCCAAACAUAUAAUGCAUUAGUGUUGUCUACGGAGUCAUCCGUCAUUGUUUACGGGAAGCUGAGACCGGUGCUUGAAGGAAAGACUGCUCCAGGUGGACAUGAACUAGUUGUUGACUAUUGGGAGCUUAUCGGGCUCGCUCCACCAGGAGGUGCUGACUCCAUACUCAAUGAGGAAGCAUUGCCUGAUGUACAGCUGGAUAACAGGCAUAUAAUGAUCCGCGGUGAGAAUACUUCUAAAGUACUGCGUGCGCGUGCGCUGGUGACGCGCGCUUUCCGCGAACACUUUGAGUCGCGGCGCUACACCGAGGUGACACCGCCUACGUUGGUACAGACGCAGUGCGAAGGUGGCAGUACUUUGUUCAAAUUCAGUUACUUUGGUGAAGAAGCAUACCUAACGCAGAGUUCUCAGCUGUACUUAGAGUCUUGUAUCGCUGCUCUCGGUGACGUCUAUUGCAUCUCUCAGUCUUACCGCGCGGAGCAAUCUCGUACCAGACGACAUCUUGCAGAAUACAGUCAUGUGGAAGCGGAAUGCCCAUUUAUAAAUUUCGAUGAUCUGCUGAACCGUCUUGAAGACCUGGUGGUGGAUGUGGUGGAUCGUGUACUUGCCUCGCCUGAGGCACAUCUCGUAUAUGAACUUAACCCCAACUUUAAGCGACCCCAAAAACCUUUCAAGAGGAUGAUGUAUUCGGAAGCUAUAGAAUACCUUCGUGAACACAACAUCACUAAGGAAGAUGGUUCUUUCUAUGAAUUCGGAGAAGACAUCCCCGAAAUGCCGGAGCGCAAGAUGACUGAUGCUAUCGGAGUACCGAUACUCUUGUGCAAAUUCCCAGCAGCUAUCAAAUCUUUCUACAUGGCCAAGAGUCCCGAAGACCGUCGCCUGACUGACUCCGUGGACCUGCUGAUGCCAGGAGUUGGAGAAAUCGUUGGAGGCUCCCUCAGGAUUUGGGACUACGAUGAACUUAUGGAAGUUUACAAAGGUGAGGGUAUUGACCCCAGCCCUUACUACUGGUACACGGACCAGAGGAAAUUCGGUUCCGUACCACACGGCGGGUACGGAUUGGGUUUGGAGCGAUUCUUGUGCUGGUUGCUCGACCGUUACCACAUCAGGGAGGUCUGUCUCUACCCGCGCUUCCUCGAGAGAUGUACCCCCUAACCAGUGUAACUUGACCCUUGCUGCAUUUUAACUUGCAUUUCUUGUUUUUAACUACUAAAACCAGUUAUCAAGCAUUUUUAAAGCUUAUGUAAGCUUAAUAAAGUUUAUUUCGUG
Papilio machaon (common yellow swallowtail) is the source of this 1910-nucleotide messenger RNA. RefSeq names its product asparagine--tRNA ligase, cytoplasmic (gene AsnRS). Gene Ontology annotation, molecular function: ATP binding; asparagine-tRNA ligase activity; nucleic acid binding. The transcript has 10 exons. The record is from RefSeq and is a predicted model, not a curated record. Bases 132 to 1796 code for a protein of 554 amino acids. Gene Ontology annotation, biological process: asparaginyl-tRNA aminoacylation. Gene Ontology annotation, cellular component: cytoplasm. Lineage: Eukaryota; Metazoa; Arthropoda; Insecta; Lepidoptera; Papilionidae.